Molecule: messenger RNA, 2452 nt
Organism: Passer domesticus (house sparrow)
Lineage: Eukaryota; Metazoa; Chordata; Aves; Passeriformes; Passeridae
Product: cryptochrome DASH-like
Exons: 14
Coding region: 9-1565 (518 amino acids)
Biological process (GO): photoreactive repair
Molecular function (GO): FAD binding; damaged DNA binding; deoxyribodipyrimidine photo-lyase activity
Source: RefSeq, a predicted model, not a curated record
GAGGGAGCAUGUCGGGGACAGCGGGCACGGCCAUCUGCCUGCUGCGCUGCGACCUGCGCGCCCACGACAACCAGGUGCUGCACUGGGCUCAGCAGAACGCGGAUUUCGUGAUUCCCCUGUACUGCUUCGACCCGCGGCACUACCUGGGCACCCACUGCUACAGCUUGCCCAAGACGGGGCCCCACAGGCUCAGGUUCCUGCUGGAAAGCGUGAAGGAUCUGAGGGAAACGCUCAAGAAAAAAGGAAGUACCCUGGUUGUGAGGAAGGGGAAGCCGGAAGAUGUGGUCUGUGAUCUGAUUACUCAGCUGGGCUCUGUCACUGCUGUGGUUUUCCAUGAAGAGGCCACGCAGGAGGAGCUGGAUGUGGAGAAGGAGCUGUGCCAGGUGUGUAGGCAGCACGGGGUGAAGGUCCAGACGUUUUGGGGCUCCACGCUCUAUCAUCGGGAUGACCUUCCCUUCAGGCCUAUUGACAGGUUGCCUGAUGUCUACACCCACUUCCGAAAAGCGCUGGAAUCCGGGGCCAGGGUCCGGCCAACCCUGCACAUGGCAGAUCAGCUAAAGCCCCUGGCUCCAGGGCUGCAAGAAGGGACUAUCCCUGCAAUGGAGGAUUUCGGGCAGAAGGAUCCUGUGGCUGAUCCCAGAACGGCCUUCCCGUGCAGUGGAGGAGAGACCCAGGCUUUAAUGAGGCUGCAAUAUUAUUUUUGGGACACGAACCUGGUUGCUUCUUACAAGGAGACUCGGAAUGGGCUGGUGGGAAUGGAUUACUCCACGAAAUUCGCACCAUGGCUGGCACUGGGCUGCAUCUCACCUCGGUACAUCUAUGAGCAGAUCCAGAAGUAUGAGAGAGAGAGAACAGCAAAUCAGAGCACAUACUGGGUCCUGUUUGAACUGCUGUGGAGGGAUUACUUUCGGUUUGUGGCCCUGAAGUACGGCAGAAGGAUUUUCUCAUUAAGAGGGCUUCAAAGCAAAGAGAUCCCCUGGAAAAAGGACCUUCAGCUCUUCAGCUGUUGGAAAGAGGGCAAAACUGGGGUUCCUUUUGUGGAUGCCAACAUGAGGGAGCUGAGUGCCACGGGCUUCAUGUCGAACAGAGGGCGGCAGAACGUCGCCAGCUUCCUCACCAAGGACCUGGGGCUGGACUGGAGGAUGGGGGCAGAAUGGUUUGAAUACCUGCUGGUGGAUUAUGAUGUUUGUAGCAAUUAUGGCAACUGGUUAUACAGUGCUGGCAUUGGCAACGACCCACGGGAGAACAGGAAGUUUAACAUGAUCAAACAAGGCCUGGAUUACGAUGGGAAUGGGGAUUAUGUCCGGCUGUGGGUGCCAGAGCUGCAGGGCAUAAAGGGAGCAGACAUCCACACCCCCUGGGCACUGAGCAGUGCUGCUCUCUCCCAGGCAGGAGUAACUCUGGGUGAGACCUACCCCCAGCCAGUGGUGACAGCCCCAGAGUGGAGCCGACACAUCCACCAGAGGCCUGGAGGAAGUCCCCAUGCCAGGGGCAGGAGGGGGCCAGCGCAGCACAAGGACAGAGGGAUAGAUUUUUACUUCUCUCGCAAGAAAGAUGCUUGCUGAAGGCUGAAGGAGUGCUCAGCAGGAGGUUUUGCUGCUGGGGGUGCCUGGAUAAUGGUUAAUCACCUUCAACAAGCCAAAGAUACAGGUUUGUCACAGUAAAAUGACAUGGGAUCUGCCUGCUUGGUUCUCCCAGGGACAUUCUCUGGAUGUGGGUGUUUGGAGGUUGUGUGUUAGCACCUCUCCUUACUAUCUGGAGCCAGUGGUUUAUGUGGCAGAUGUUUUCAGUCAGAACUGAAACUUCCUAUGCUUAUUUUUAAUUUCUUGAAGUUUUAAACCCACCAAUCAUUGUGCAAUUAAAAGUUUUGCUAUUGGAGUAUUUUUAAUUUCUUAAAGUUUUAAACCCACCAAUCAUUGUGCAAUUAACAGUUUUGCUACUGGAAUAUUUUAUCUUCCUCAUUUCCACAGAGCUCCACAGACAGAGACUGCAGAGGAUGUUCUUUUACUGUGUCUCCUGCAGUAUUUUGGAGAAGCAGUGUGUUCCUCCUGAAAAUUUCAUUGCAGUACCCUUUGUUUUUUGUACCAUCCUGGAAACUGAAACAUUUUCAGAUCAUGGCCAAGAAUUGUGAUUUGUACUUGGCAUCAAAAACAAUUUGAAAUGGAUCCCUAACCAGUUUUAGGAUUUUAUUUUUAUGCAGAAUGUUGUGCUUGCUGAAGAAUUUGGGAAUUUGGAGAUGGCCAUAUUUGUGCUGUCAUGGAGCAUUGUCAUCUGAGAGGAGCUCAGAUCUGAACACUUGAACCACCAAAGAUGGGACGUGGUUCUGGAUUUAUUGCUACUAGAGAUCCACUGGGCCUGUUCUGUAAAGAAUAAUUGCAAUACUGUAAAACCUCUGAACAUUCUGGGUUGGUGGGUUCAGGUCUGGGUGAGAAAUAAACAGAUAUUGAAUACA